Molecule: messenger RNA, 2149 nt
Organism: Eublepharis macularius
Lineage: Eukaryota; Metazoa; Chordata; Lepidosauria; Squamata; Eublepharidae
Product: vitellogenin-2-like
Exons: 13
Coding region: 523-1932 (469 amino acids)
Biological process (GO): lipid transport
Molecular function (GO): lipid carrier activity
Source: RefSeq, a predicted model, not a curated record
AGCAGCAGUAGCAGCAGCAGCAGCAGCAGUAAACGUGGCAGCAGUAGCAGCAGCAGCAGCAGCAAACGUGGCAGCAGUAGCAGCAGCAGCAGCAGCAAACGUGGCAGCAGUAGCAGCAGCAGCAGCAGCAAGAAGAACCCUGAAGAUCACCAUACAUCAAAACACUCUUCCCGGGGCAAGGGCAAAGACAGGGACAGUUCUUCCAGGAGGAGCCGUGAUGAGAGCAGCAGUGACCAGAGCAGCAGCAGUGACCACCGUCGCAGCAGUGAGCGCAGCAGCAGCAGCAGUGAAAGUGGCAGCACUAAGAAGGGCCAGAAGUCCACUAGCUGGGGAAAUGAACGAAUCCAUUUCUUCAGAACAGUGGAUUAUCAGCAGUCCCAAAAACAGCAUGAAAAAGUUGGCGGUUCUCAGAAAUCAGGCAGCAGUAGUGAUAGGAGUGGCAGCAGCGGCGCCUCUCCCUCCAGUUCUAGUUCUAACAGCGAUUCAGAGGCCAUUUCAUGGGAAGAGCAUGAAGACCCAACAAUGAUUAUUGUUUACCGUGUCAUCUAUUCAAACAAGAAACCAAGUGGCAUCAUGCUUAUGGUGUAUAAAGACAUGGACUCUUCUAGGCCCAAGAUAAAAGUACUUAUGUCAAACAUCACAGAACCAAGCAAACCAAUAUUCUUCAUGGAAGCUGCACUUCUGAGCCCUCACAAAGCAGUGGCGUCUCUGAAAUUUCUUCAGAACAGCCAGAAAAUCAAGAUUUCUGCAGAAAUUGAGACUGGCUUUGUUGCGGAUCAUCCAGCUAUUCAAGCAAAGGUUGACUAUUCCAGAGCACCUAAAAUCAUAAAGAAGAUUGUAGAUCAAAUUUCUUGCCUGUUACCUGGAAUGGCUUUCAUGCUUGGCAUCUCACAGAAAGAGCAGAGGAACCCUCCUCACCAAGUCAAAUUGAUUGUGAUUGCGCUUUCUCCAGGGGUUUAUGAUAUAUUUGUCAGAACACCAACCAAAAGCCUCACUAUUUCAGAUGCCCGGUUGCCAUUUUCAUUGCCUGAAGGUGAAGUUGACCCAGCCACACAACAACAAAGCUAUCCUUUAAAAUCCUUUUUAGAUGUUCGAUCAUUGCUCCUUAAUAAUAUGACAGGUGUUUGCACAGUACAUCGUAAUAAUCUUACAACCUUUUCUGGAGCUGAAAUCCAAACCUUACAGGUUCCAAACUGUCCCCUGAUCUUGGCUGAGGACAUUAGGCAGCCUAAACAGUUCUCUUUGAGGUUGACGCAGGAAUCCAGCAAUGAUAUCACAAAAACUUUCACAUUUAAAACUCCUUUCAUGGAAAUUACUUUCCAACGUGUCAAUGGAGAAUAUGAAGUACAAAUUGAUCAUGUUCAUGUGGAGUUGUCAGUUCUUCCACUCCAACCCAGAAGUGAUUCUUCCAUUACCAUCUCAAAGAAAAAUGAUCAACUUGUACUCAGUGCUUAUGGUCAAUUACUUUGUUACUAUGACGGAGAUAAUGUAACGAUUGAAGCUAACCCCAUCACAAUGUUAGGACGUAUACAAGGGCUAUGUGGGCGAUUUGAUGGUGAACAGGAACUCCGAACACCAAGUGGAUACAUAGCUAAAAAUGAUCUGAGCUUUGCUUUGUCAUGGGUGCACGCUGAGGGAUCUUGUGACGGAGCCUGUAAACUGCAGCACUCAUUAGUGAAACUUGAAAAUACAAUCCAGCACCUGGGUCAAGAAUCAGUUUGUUCCACAGUUGACAAUGUAUUGCAGUGUCAGGAAAAGUGCUUAGCAACUUCAACUACUUCCAUUCCUGUUGGUGUGCAUUGUCUGCCAGUUGGUUCUGCAACAGACUUACUUGAUACAGAAGCAAGAUUUGCCAUGAAGAGUGAAGACUUAGUGUAUAUGGUUGAUGCGCACACUGGAUGCUCUUGUAAGGAUCAACAAUGUGCUGCAUGAUUUUCUGGCUAGCAAAUUAGAAACCUAUAAUAUAGUGUUGUGUUUACUGUGCAGUCAGGAUAUCUAUUACAGGAAAUUACACAAAUGUUAAUUUAAGUAUUUUACAAGUCUUACUAAAUCUUCCUGAAAAAAAAUUGACAUUGUAAAAAAAAGUCAAACCACAUCCUUGUGGAAACAAGGUUAACUAUGAAUGAAACAUGUGAUUUUCUAAUAAACA